CCUGCUGCCAGUUCCGCGCACAUAUAUAAACAUUUUGAAUCUCGCGUCGUCUCAGUUGUCGAAUUCGACCGCAAAUCCAGCUUUGCCGGUUUUAGUACGUUUGUAAAAUAUUUGGAACAUGGAAAACAUGUUUGCGACAUUGUGGCUGUCCACUUUGGCAUUGGUCUUCGUACUGGCAUUCCUCCUCUACCUGUACUCUACCAGAAAAUACGACUACUGGAAGAGAAGAAACGUACAGUACGUCAAACCGUUGCCUUACAUGGGAAACUUUCUGCCAGUGUUCCUGCUGAAGAAAACGCUGGGAGAGUUUACCGUAGAACUCUACGAAAAGACCACUGGACCCUACGUGGGCAUCUACAUUUUCGACCAACCGUAUUUGGUCAUGAAAGAUCCCUACCUCAUAAAAGAGGUGCUGCUCAAAGACUUCUCCCAUUUCGAGAACAGGGGGAUAACUGCACCCGAGAGCAACCCUCUGUUGUCCAAUUUCAUGUUCUUUAAAGCCAAUCCCGGCUGGAAGAAAAUCAGGACCAAAAUGAGUCCUGUCUUUACGUCAGGAAAGUUGAAGAUGAUGUUCCCUUUGAUCCAGACGGAAGCCGAAAAGAUGGCGACUUACCUUAGACGACACGUCACUGAGAAGUCUACUGAAGCGAAGGAAGUGUGCGCUAAGUACUCUACCAAUGUGAUAGCGAGUUGCGCUUUUGCGGUCGAUGCUCAGUGUUACGAUCGAGAGGAUGCGGAGUUCAGGAAAAUUGGAAGAAGGAUUUUUGACUUCAGGAUAUCCAAUGCUGCCCGCCAACUAACUGCUUUCUUUUUGCCGGAUGUGGUGCGCCUAUUAAAAGUAUGUUUCUUCGAAGAGUCGAGUCUCAAUUGGAUGUCGACAAUUUUCGCUUCCGUUUUGUCUGAAAGGGAAAAGUUGACCUCUCUGCGAGGCAACGAUUUAGUUGACAUGCUGCUGGAAAUCAAACGCAAAGAUACCAAAGACGAAUUCACUCACGACGCGAUAAUCGCUCAGGCGGCCCAGUUUUUCGUCGCUGGCUUCGAGACAGUAUCCAGCACUUUAUCUUUCAUGAUUUAUGAGCUCGCUAUCCACGAAGGUUACCAGAAAAAAGUUAGAGAGGAGAUAGCGGAGGCUAUUGAAAAACAUGGAGGUUUGACUUAUGAAGCGGUUAAUACCAUGAAAUUCCUCGACAUGUGCGUCAGGGAAACGCUGAGAAAGUAUCCUGUACUUUCUUUCCUGGACAGGCGUUGUACCAACACCUACAAAGUGCCAAACUCCGACCUGGUCAUAGAAAAGGGAAUUGCAAUAUUGAUUCCCUUGUUCGGGUUGCACUACGAUCAGAAGUAUUUUCCAAACCCGAACGAAUUUAUCCCCGAGCGGUUCGAGGACAUGAACCAGAUCAACAAAGAGGGUUAUUAUUACUUACCUUUCGGAGAAGGACCUAGGAUUUGUAUCGGCGAACGUUUUGGGUUGCUGGGCGUCAAAUUGGGGGCGAUUAAUAUACUGAAAGAGUUCAAAGUGGAAAAGACCAAGGAUACGCCCAUCCCGAUGGUGUUCGAGCCCAGGAGUUUGUUGCUGCAGUCGACCGUUGGUAUCCCCGUCAGAAUUUCACCAUUGGAUGAUAUGCUUGCGACCUUGUCGCUGUCCACUUUGGCGUUGGCCUUCAUCUUGGCCCUCGUCCUCUACGUCUACUCGACCAGAAAGUACGACUACUGGAAGAAACGCAACGUACCGUACCUCAAACCUCUUCCUUAUCUGGGCAACUUUCUCCCAGUGUUCCUACUGAGGAAAACGCUAGGAGAGUUUACCGUAGAGCUCUACGAAAAGAUCGCUGGUCCUUACCUGGGUAUCUAUAUCUUUGAUCAACCGUAUUUGGUCAUCAAAGAUCCCUACCUCAUAAAAGAGGUGCUGCUCAAAGACUUCUCCCAUUUCGAGAACAGGGGGAUAACCGCACCCGAGGGUAACUCAGUGAUGUCCAAUUUCAUGUUCGUCAAACCCAAUCCAGGCUGGAAGAAAAUCAGGACCAAAAUGAGUCCGGUGUUCACGUCGGGCAAGUUGAAGAUGAUGUUCCCUUUAAUCCAGAUGGAAGCCGAAAAGAUGACGGCGUACCUCAGGCGAAACAUCAGUGAGAAAUCAACUGAAGCAAAGGAAGUUUGCGCUAAGUACUCCACCAAUGUGAUAGCGAGUUGUGCUUUUGCGGUCGAUGCUCAGUGUUACGAUCGAGAGGAUGCGGAGUUCAGGAAAAUUGGAAGAACGGUUUUUGACUUCAGGAUGUCCACCGCUGCCCGCCAAGUAGCUGCUUUUUUCCUGCCAGCUGCGGUACGCCUAUUCAAAAUAUCAUUUGUCGAACAGUCGAGUCUCAAUUCGAUGUCAGCAAUUUUCGCUUCCGUUUUGUCUGAAAGGGAAAAAUUGACCUCCCUGCGAGGCAACGAUCUAGUUGACAUGCUGCUGGAAAUCAAACGCAAAGAUACCAAAGACGAAUUCACUCACGACGCGAUCAUCGCUCAGGCGGCGCAGUUUUUCGUCGCUGGCUUUGAGACAGUAUCCAGCACUUUGUCUUUCAUGAUUUAUGAACUAGCUCUCCACGAAGGUUACCAGCAGAAAGCCAGGGAGGAGAUAACGGAAGUGAUUGAAAAGCAUGGCGGUUUGACGUAUGAGGCGGUCAAAGACAUGAAGUUCCUCGACAUGUGCGUCAGGGAGACGUUAAGAAAGUAUCCUGUGCUUCCGUUCUUGGACAGACGUUGCACCAACACCUACAAAGUGCCAGACUCCGACCUGGUCAUAGAAAAAGAAAUUCCAAUAUUGAUCCCCAUGUUCGGGUUGCAUUAUGACGAGAAGUAUUUUCCAAACCCGUACGAAUUUAUCCCCCAAAGGUUCGAAGACAUGAACCAGAUCAACAAAGAGGGUUAUUAUUACAUACCUUUCGGAGAAGGUCCUAGGAUUUGUAUUGGCGAACGGUUCGGAUUGUUGGGUGUCAAGUUGGGAGCGAUUAACAUUUUGAAAGGAUUCAACGUGGAAAAGACCAACGAUACGCCAGUCCCGUUGGUGUUCGAGCCUAAGAGCUUGUUGCUGCAAUCGACCGUUGGUAUCCCUGUCAGAAUAUCACCGUUGGUUGGCAAAUAAAAUAUAACCGAGAAGAA
Cylas formicarius (sweet potato weevil) is the source of this 3138-nucleotide messenger RNA. RefSeq lists its product as uncharacterized. NCBI's taxonomy places the organism in Eukaryota, Metazoa, Arthropoda, Insecta, Coleoptera, Brentidae. Gene Ontology annotation, molecular function: heme binding; monooxygenase activity; oxidoreductase activity, acting on paired donors, with incorporation or reduction of molecular oxygen. Bases 119 to 3121 code for a protein of 1000 amino acids. The record is from RefSeq and is a predicted model, not a curated record. The transcript has 13 exons.